Pipistrellus nathusii (Nathusius's pipistrelle) is the source of this 561-nucleotide messenger RNA. The record is from the annotation of a GenBank genome assembly. Lineage: Eukaryota; Metazoa; Chordata; Mammalia; Chiroptera; Vespertilionidae.
AUGCCGCCCUCAGAGCAGCUCGCCGACCAUUCCAGGUCUGAAGCAAGGCCCCCGGGAGCAGAGAGGCCUGGCACUCAGGAGAGAACCACCAAGUCUACGUUCUACUGCCGUGAACGUGUGUGUUGCCAUGUGCAGAGGCCACAGCAGCAUGAGGGUUGUGGCUUCCCUUUUCAUUUCAUGUCUCCGUUUCCAUUUCUACGGGCUUUCCCCUCAUUGUGCGCAGUAGAUGCUUUCUUCCUCCUGCAGUUCCAGGCCGUGGAGCUCUGUGAGGCUUUGCACAGACAGAACCGCUUCGCGGGGCCUCGGGCAGGAGCCAGGCCCCUCCAGGUGGAGAUGCACAGAACGGAAAUUGCACUAGGACCUCUUCUCUCGUGUGGACGGAAGAGCUCAUGGUUGUAUUCAGGGAUUGCGCGGGCCACGUGGGCUACACGUCACAGGUGGCGGACAAGUGGCUACAAGCCGUUUUGCACAAAUGCCUGCCCACCUGCCACUCUUGUCCAGGACACUCAACUGAGGGCUGGGUGGGCCAACCUGCCAGCUCAGGCAUGUGACUUGGCCUGA